CUUGUUAAUCCAGAUGACUACAUGUUGAUGUCAAGCUGGUUGGGGCAUACGACAGGGCCUCUGACAUGGCAAAGUACCACACUGUAGCAACCUACUCUCCGAUGUCAUUGACAGCGUGAAGCAUCCAUUUCCACAUGCAACCACCAGAGGAAGCCAGGAAUUGCUUAACAAACCUCGUACAAGACAGGUCUUCCCCGCAAUUAGCACCUUAUUACGUCGCUUUGCUUCUCUGUCCGCUACUAGCCCUCCUCUUCACUCAAUCCUUUCACCGGAUUCCAUCAAGACUCUGGGCUGUCCUCAUGGUACUCGAGAGCUUUGGCUUUAAUUUCGGUUGGUCUUGGGGGGCGAUUCAAUCAAACAUUGGCACAUCCCACGAGGCAAAGAAACUCAGAAAGAAACACGUCCGCUCUCGGGGUGAACAACUCGAGCUGAAUGGUUAUGCCAGACCAGAAGCUAGAACGGGACCGUUCGAGGGUUAUUACCCUGGCCUCGUCAAUAUUUCAGGUACAUAUUGCUUCAUGAAUGCUACUUUGCAGUCGAUGGCUUCCUUGUCUUACCUACAACCCUUUCUGGCCGCCAUUCACGAAAAAGCUGUCAGACUUGACGUGCCAUCGCCUGUCGUAGAUGCGCUCCUUGAUUUAUUGAAUGAGCUCAACACACCACGCUUUUCAUACCAUUCCAUACGCCCCAUUGGGAUCAUAGAUGCGCUAUCAUCCCAUUCCCGUGGCAAACACAAUUCACUCUUCUCCUCUAGAGAGCACCAAGACGCCCAGGAAUUAUUCCAGCUGGUCUCCGAAUGCAUAAAGAGAGAGAUUGGUGCAGUCGACAGGGAAGGUCAACGCGACCACGGUUUGGGCGGACUUUCUCUGGUCAAUCCAGAGGCAAAUAAGGAAAUAGGAAAGAGCGUGUUCGAUGGCCUGACAGCGAAUAGAAGAAGUUGCGUGGAUUGCGGAUAUACCGAAGCUGUUAUGCACUUCGCGUUCGACAGCUGGCAGCUCGCUCUCCCCAGAUACGCAGAGUAUUAUCGACUGGAAGACUGUCUUGCAGAGUAUACUAAACUCGAGCUACUCACGGAUUGUAUCUGCCGCAAGUGUUCAAUGACUGCGACCCAUCGGCGCCUGCAGCGAGAGGCAGAUCACUUGGAGAAGGUUGUCAAUGCUGACCCAAAUGCGACAAUUUCCAGGAAGAGAAAAGCAAAAGAUACCCGGAAAUUGGAGCUAAGGGUGAAAGCAGCCCUGGAAAGCGGUCGACUGGAGGAAGAUAUCAGGGGGUUGAAACUAGAGAAAGUUUUUAGCAAAGCCUCCACGAAACAGGCAAUGAUCGCGAGGCCACCCCUCGUGCUUGCGCUUCACCUCAACCGCUCGCUGAGUUACGGUCACCUUGUGAUGAAGAACAGCGUGCGCGUUGUAUUUCCGGAGAUACUCGACCUUACCCCUUUCACUACCUCGGGUAACCUGUCGAUCGUCCCUUCUGUCCCUAUCUGCUCACCACCUCCAACUUUACCUCGAUCCGCGACACCCACCCAAGCCAUGUAUUCUACGCCGCGGACUAUUUACCGCCUUUCUGCUGUCGUUUGCCACUACGGUCAGCAUUCCUUUGGGCACUAUAUUUGUUAUCGCCGCAAACCCCGUCCACCUUCGUGUGGCGCAUGGCGGUUUGCCCCUCCACGGUUCGCGGACCCGAUAGAAUGCGAUUGCGAGAAGUGUCUGCGAUAUGGCAAUAUUAGAGACGACGACGAUGCCAUCGAUUCCAUGUAUCUUCCAGGCCAUGGGUGGCUGCGUAUCAGCGACGACUCUGUCAAGGAGGUUGGGAUUGAGUCCGUACUGCAGGAGGGAUGCGGGGCGUUUAUGCUCUACUACGAGCGCGUGGUACAGUCACGCCCUGGUAUUUACCCGCUGCACGUCUCACCUCGGAGUUCAGAGGAAACCCUCAAACCGCGUCUAUCUACCUCCACCACGGUCAAUGCGUCUACGGCAUCGUUAACAAGUAUGUCAUUCUCGGAAGAGAGGGAGAGGGGUACGCGGGGUGCUAGGAUCGUGAGGAGUGUGGCGGCCAGAAGAGGACGAAGUGCGUCAGUUACACCCUCAGAGCAGUCGAGCAAGUCAGAAUCAAGUAUCCCGAAUGGUUCUGCUGCUAUCUCCGAAAAUGGGAAUGCUGCUUGUUCGUCGCCACCCUUGAAAACGUCUCGGUCGCAGGUCUCGCUUCCAAGUAUGCCAAGCAGUGAAUUUCAAGCGUCUAAUCUCUCUGCGUCGGCCCCAGACCUUCACCUUCAUCGAACCACUUCGGGUUCCUCAUCGCAUUCAUUCGUCUCUUCUACAUCGCAUCACCAUAAACCUUCUGUGGUGGACCUCAAAGCAUGAUGGCCCACGCUUACCUAUAAUCCAUGAUACUAUUGUUUACCUGUUUAUUCGUCGCCAUGUAUCUGUAGUACUUGCACCUUGAGUCACACAUCCCAUUUCGUUACUUAUAUAUAUGCAAGCAGUUGGUUUGAUUUACCCACACGGGACGAAGCAAA
Messenger RNA from Pisolithus orientalis, 2515 nucleotides. RefSeq lists its product as uncharacterized. Gene Ontology annotation, molecular function: cysteine-type deubiquitinase activity; cysteine-type endopeptidase activity. The transcript has 6 exons. Gene Ontology annotation, biological process: protein deubiquitination. Gene Ontology annotation, cellular component: nucleus; cytosol. NCBI's taxonomy places the organism in Eukaryota, Fungi, Basidiomycota, Agaricomycetes, Boletales, Pisolithaceae. The coding region runs from base 135 to 2360 and encodes 741 amino acids. The record is from RefSeq and is a predicted model, not a curated record.